This is a messenger RNA of Felis catus (domestic cat), 2063 nucleotides long. RefSeq names its product izumo sperm-egg fusion protein 1-like. The record is from RefSeq and is a predicted model, not a curated record. The coding region runs from base 981 to 2042 and encodes 353 amino acids. Lineage: Eukaryota; Metazoa; Chordata; Mammalia; Carnivora; Felidae. Gene Ontology annotation, biological process: heterotypic cell-cell adhesion; sperm-egg recognition; fusion of sperm to egg plasma membrane involved in single fertilization. Gene Ontology annotation, molecular function: signaling receptor binding; protein binding involved in heterotypic cell-cell adhesion. Gene Ontology annotation, cellular component: plasma membrane; acrosomal membrane. The transcript has 9 exons.
CACCCAGGCGCCCCGCGGUUUCAGUUUUUAUGGUGGUUUGAUUCUUGAUGUAGAAAAGGAGAGAGAGACCUUCCAGGACCCAUAGGUCUGAGCCCCAGGUUCUUAGUAUUGGCCCUAGGCCUCUUUCUUCUAGAACCCUGGCAUCGAGCCCCUCAGCUAUGGAGAGAAGGAGGAGAAGGGAGUGAGUAAAGUGUGGAACUCUGGCCAGGGAGACACCCCAGGGCCUCCUGGGAGUCGUAGUCCUGCGGCUAGAAAGGGCCACUUCCCAAUUCCGUGGCUUGACACCAAAUAUUCCAAAAGAUCCCAGGCAUCUAGCCGAAGCCUGGGUUCAGAAACUCGGGGACGAGAGGAAGCUGAAGGCCAGAUGCCCUCGCCUGAGCUGACCAGAUGAAACUUCUAGUCUGAGAAGGAGGCCUCUUGGCGAUUUCCUGGAACCAUAGGCGGAGCCUUCCUUUGUUGCCGUCCAAUCGGACUCAGAGUUGGGUUUGUGGGCGGGGCCAAGGAAACUCCUGGGCGUGUCUCCAGGGAAGUCGCGCCCCCACGUCCGAAGCUAGAAGGGGGAGGCUGUGGGAAUUCCUUGUAGAUCGGGGGAAACGGUGACUCGGACUCCAGUCACAAAGCUCUCCACAUCACGUGACCAACCUCACCUUCGCCCCAGAAACGUCCUCAAUUUUAGCCGUGGCAAAUAAAGUGGAAGGACGUGACCUGCUCGUCCCCUCUAAAGGCCCUCAGCCUGGAUUCGGCCCUUCAGCGAACUCUAGUAUUCCAGGGUGCAACAUUCAAGGUCAAGGUCGGGCAGCGGCUGUCUAGGGUGCAUCGGGACUCCGGACUCCUCGGUUUCCUAACCGAGAAGGGGGAGCCCUGCAAAUUGGGGGGUCUUACUCUCGGGGAAGGGGUUCUUUCCCGUUACUGAUCACCCCUUCCGUGUGGGGUGGGAGGACCCUCCCCGGGUUCUGUGCGGGCUGAGCGCUGUGGCCGCAAUGGGUCCCCAAGUAGCCCUCCUGGUGGCGGCGCUAGCCGGCUGCCUGCUUCCUGCCGGGGGCUGUGUCAUAUGUGAUCAGAGGGUCGUGGCCGCGCUGGACGCCUUGGAAAAGGAAUACCUGCCUACCCACAUGGCGCGCGAGCGUCAGGGACAAGUGAUGGAAACGAUAAGACAAACCGUGAGAAAUUUCUGGGACCUGCCAUAUUUAGAGGAUGCCUUUAUGGGGGUUAUAGAUGAGGCCACAAUGGAAACGUCAGUGUUGGGUUUUCUGAGGAGUAUGACACUUAUCACAAACAGUGACAUAGCAGAUGACACUUUCGUGAAGGAGUUCUCCUGGAUGUUGACUCUGGAAAAGGCGGCCUUUCAGCGCAAUGUUGCUCGGUUCCAAAGAGAGGAUUUCUGUCCCAACAAAUGUGGUAUGAUGUUGCAGCCUCUGAUCUGGUGCAGUAAUUGUAAAAAGCAGCUUCACGUUUGUCGCAAGUCCACAGAUUGCGGUGUGCGCCACAUCAACGUCCACGGAAAGGAAGACUUGGUCCUGGACUGUGAGCUCCACUGGCAUAAGUUAUCUCAAGGCCUGACCUAUUACAGCUUUUACAGGGUUUGGGGGAGCAAUUCUGAGACCUUGGUGUACAAGGGGAAACAGCCCACCCUGACCAAGCCCCUGGUGGGGCCAGAGGAUGCAGGUGACUACCGCUGUGAGUUGGGCACCGUGAGAUCCCUCCCAGCCACGGUCAUCCAUUUUAAAGUCACAGUGUUGCCUCAAAGAAUCAUUGAGGAGACACCGACAUCAAACUUUGAAACCGAGGAGCAGCUGUCCCCAACCCUCCCGCCUUCAGAGCACCCUAAGCCCGAGAAGGUGCUGAGAAGCCUUCUGGUAGGGCUGCUGAUCUGGGGCUUUGUGGUGCUGAUCAUCAGCUUUGUCACCGCCGUACUUUGCUUUCUGCCCGGGAACGUGAUGGAUUCCAUAAAGUCCUGGUUCCUCACUAACAAAGUAGCCGCCCUGCAGAGCCAGGUUCCGAAGGCACCGAAAGAAAACGACACAGCACCAAGUCACAAAUAAAGAUUUAUCUGGUUGCCUAAA